This is a messenger RNA of Rhagoletis zephyria (snowberry fruit fly), 1476 nucleotides long. RefSeq lists its product as uncharacterized. The record is from RefSeq and is a predicted model, not a curated record. NCBI's taxonomy places the organism in Eukaryota, Metazoa, Arthropoda, Insecta, Diptera, Tephritidae.
CAUCACCAUCAGCAUUUCGGUUCUUCUUCUAGUGACUCGUCGGUAUCAGCUGCUAAAAAUGCAAUUAGGAACUCGGUACGUCGACGUCCUUAUACGAGCCUGGGUACAGCGAACGUAUACAACGAAGCACGAGUGGAUUUGGACUUUUCGCCAAGUGAGCUGCACCCGGAAAAAGAGGUAAACUUAUCUGGCGGCUCAUUGGCCAAUCCUAAUAAGCGAGUUCCACAAAAACGGCAACGUAUUCAUUCUGUGCCCCAUACAGCUACCGUCAGCAACUUAUUCACCAAAGCAGAAAAGGCGGGGCCAACCAUAUCUACCUUCGCAAGUAGCUUUCCAAUGGAAGUUGGAAUCACAACCCCGGCAACAACGACCGAUGCGCGUGGAGUUAUCGGAAAUCGAGGCAGUAUUGCCACCUAUCCCUACCAAACGUCAGCGCCGGGCUCCGGUUCCAAUAGAGCCUCUCAAACCCAAGCCAACAAUAGCAAAAUCACCAGCAGCGUUUAUAGGAAUAGACAAUUUGCCAGCAAUUCAGGGAAGAAGCAAAAGACGCGAUUCCGUUCAGCAACAGCAACUACACUUCCAGCACCGGCGGCAGCAGCAGAACCAUCCCCAAUCGAGCAUUCGAACCAGUGGAGUGUAUUCAAACAUAAACAAUCGCCGCCAGCGCAAUCCUCACGUGCUCCUCCCUACCAUGUAAACUCCGUUUAUCGUCCUGAAUAUGAUGCAAAGAAUGUUGGCAACGACAUCGAAAUUAGCUUAACUGAUUCACAAAACACGGUUCAGGCAUCAUCUGGCCCUGGCCCAAAACGGAUAAAUUAUAGCUAUCAUCCUAUUAUUGACUUUUUCCAAAAUCACAAAUACUCUGCAGCUGAGGCAAUAGACGAAACAAUUUCGGACAAGAGUGAAGAGGUUGCUGACAGAAAUGGGCAAAUUUUUCCCCACACGAUAACAAAGUACCAAACAUCAGAUCAAUCAAAAGAUAUAAGCAGCUAUCAACCCCAUGAGCGUCGUAUUGGUUUUGGAGCUAUGUCAGGAAGUGAAAAAAGUGGCAUAGUUUUGCGUGACAGAGCCGGUAGUAGUGUGGAGAGAAUUAACAAUUCGAAUACUGAUGACAAUACUUGGCAUCCGGUUGUCGUGAAGACGAUAGGGCUUCCAUAAUUACUCGAAUGCACUACAAACCGCAUCUGAAAGAUAUAUUGCCGAAUUUGCAAAUAAGUGUGACUUUAAAAUAAUAAUUGAUAAUCUCUUACCCCAAUGCCAAGAAAUUGUUCGACAAAUGCUGCAUUAGCGUCUAAUUUGUCACCAUACUCUCUGGAGGUGGGCACGGAACUAAGUAUUUAAACCCAAUCCCGCCCAUCCCGAAAUUCGAUUUACAUAUCGCACUUGGUCUUCAAAAAGAGUCGCAAUUUAAAAUUUGGCAUUUUUGAAAUUAUGCGCUAAAAAUGUACACAGAGCUUUUAUUUACCUUUCAGCAAA